Molecule: messenger RNA, 1196 nt
Organism: Salvelinus sp. IW2-2015
Lineage: Eukaryota; Metazoa; Chordata; Actinopteri; Salmoniformes; Salmonidae
Product: Golgi-associated plant pathogenesis-related protein 1
Exons: 5
Coding region: 278-901 (207 amino acids)
Cellular component (GO): extracellular region
Source: RefSeq, a predicted model, not a curated record
AAUCAACAGCCAUGUCUCUGGUCUCUCAGCAUCAUAGUGGACAUAGUGGAAGAGCAGCAACAUAGUGGAAGAGCAGGUCCCUCCCUGCAUGUCACCAAAAUGCAAAAUGCUUCAGAUAAUUACAGGGAGGAGAGAGGGUGUGUCCUACAUACAGUUUUAGAUGAUCCAGCUGAACUAUAUAAGUGCUUUCUCGGUCUCAACAUAUAGAGACAAGGAGGUAAAGAAGACAAACCGCAACCGCUACAUAAUAUACAGCUCUUAACACAUAAAAAGCAAUAUGGGAGGUGCGAGCUUUGAACAGGAGUUUCUGGAUACCCACAAUGCAUAUAGGAGAAAGCAUGGCACCCCCGAACUGACCCUGAGCAGAGACCUGUGCAACUCUGCUCAGGAAUGGGCUGACCACUUGGUAGCAAUCAAUACCAUGCAGCACAGCAACACGAACAAUGGAGAGAACCUCUACUACACAUGGAGCUCUGCCCCCAAUACUCUAACGGGGAAGGAGGCUGUCGACAACUGGUACAGCGAGAUCAAAGACUACAACUUCAGCGAACCUGGAUUCGCCUCAGACACUAGUACACUGCUUUACACAUCUUUCUGGAAAAUGUGUGGUUUGAGAUCACGUGUUCAGAAUGCAAAUUAUGUCGAACUUAAACAGAAAGCUUUCAACCAUAUUGGAUAUAACAAAGCCAAGACCCAGAGAGGCCGCUUUAAUCAUAACCUUAUGUAUUGUGGCAUUUCUCCAAUAGGCCAUUUCACCCAGGUGGUGUGGAAGGAGAGUACUGAGGUGGGGGUGGGCCUGGGGAUUAAUGGCGAGACUGUCUUUGUGGUAGGCCAGUACAACCCAGCAGGAAACAUGAACAUGGAGGGAUACUUUAUAGAUAAUGUCCUCCCUGAAGUGUAAUAAAAGGCUGUGCAUUGUUAGGUGGUGGCGAGAAGAACACCUCUGGUUCAGACACCUCUACCCAACCACCUCGCUCCGAGGCAACAUGCACUGUGCUAAAGGAGCCAUAGUGAUCAGCCUUCUCCUGUCUGCAUGUCGACGGACCCUCAUCGUUGGUCAUAUUGGUCUGCAGCUGCUUCACUCCGUAACAGGCUUACCAAUCGACACAAAUAACCCAAUCACCUUCACUGUAAGAAAGAUGUACGGUUUAAUGUAUUUUAAAUGAAAAAUAAAGUUUUGCUUUUGCUUUACAAGA